Danio aesculapii is the source of this 1170-nucleotide messenger RNA. Its product is annotated as serine/threonine-protein kinase pim-2-like. Gene Ontology annotation, cellular component: cytoplasm. The transcript has 6 exons. Gene Ontology annotation, biological process: negative regulation of apoptotic process; protein autophosphorylation; regulation of mitotic cell cycle. Bases 1 to 1170 code for a protein of 389 amino acids. The record is from RefSeq and is a predicted model, not a curated record. NCBI's taxonomy places the organism in Eukaryota, Metazoa, Chordata, Actinopteri, Cypriniformes, Danionidae. Gene Ontology annotation, molecular function: ATP binding; protein serine/threonine kinase activity.
AUGGAGAUGUUUCUGUUUGUUUUCUUCAUAUUAGAAAAACCCAAGAAAGGAAGGAAAGGGAAAAGAGUUUCUGCUUUUUUUAAGAGAGUGUGGAAGGCUGCAAAGCGCCCUCUCCUGUGCUGUGAUACAGAUAUAGUCCAGCAUCUUACGCCACAGCCUGAGCCCGAGCUCAAACCAGAGUCAGAGCCAGAGGUGGAGGAUGAAGCAGACCCUGAGGCAGUGUCUGUUGAAGUUAUGCCUGAAAUCGCAGAACCAGCUGACCCUGAGUCAGUAUGUCUGCCAGGCCAGGUUCCUGAGGAGCCUAAAGAGGCUUCUGGGCUCACUCGUGGAUUUGAUCUGUCUAAUUUUGAAGUAGAACACAUGAUUGGAGAAGGAGCUUUUGGACAGGUGUAUGUGGCAUCUCACAAACUUAGUAAAAGUGAAAAGGUUGCCCUGAAGUUUAUCAAGAAGCGUGAACAGGACCGUUAUUUCUACAUUGAUGGUCAUUCCACACCUGUGCUUGCAGAAGUGGCAAUCAUGCUUAGGCUGAUGAAUGCUCCGCAAUGUCCAAACAUCAUCGGAUUACAUGACUGGGUUGAGAAUAAGAACAACUUCAUUCUCAGUCUGGAGUUUGCAGAGUCAUGCCAGACCUUGGAUCAGUACAUCACAGAUACAUUUGACAUAAAUGAAAACCAAGCACGCCGGUUAUUACGUCAAUUGAUUCGAGCUGUAAAGUUCUGUGUUAAGCGUGGAGUUUUCCAUGGUGAUAUACACACAGAGAACAUCCUGGUGACUAAACCCCAAUUAGAGCUCAAAUUGAUUGACUUUGGUUGUGCUUGGCCAGUUACCCGCAAGCCUUUAAAUAGCAGUCAAUAUCGAGGAGCUAUUUUAUGCACGCCACCUGAGGUUUUCCGGCAUCGCAUAUUCCAUGCUAACCCGGUAAACGUCUGGACAAUAGGCAUCGUGCUGUAUGAAAUUUUGCAUGGAGAUUUGCCCUUUCAUGACAAACAGUCAAUAAUGUUUGGAUCCAUUGAGACACACCCCAGGUUAUCUACAGCAUGCCAGGACCUGUUUUCCCAGUGUUUCAUCCGUUGUCCACUUAAACGGCUACAGUUACAUCAGUUAGAAAAGCACCAAUGGUUCAAUCCAACGAUCCCAAAUCCUGUGCAGCAGCUAGACAAGAGGAGGUAG